Molecule: messenger RNA, 5526 nt
Organism: Ipomoea triloba (trilobed morning glory)
Lineage: Eukaryota; Viridiplantae; Streptophyta; Magnoliopsida; Solanales; Convolvulaceae
Exons: 21
Coding region: 116-4879 (1587 amino acids)
Biological process (GO): RNA 3'-end processing
Cellular component (GO): TRAMP complex; nucleolus
Molecular function (GO): mRNA binding; poly(A) RNA polymerase activity
Source: RefSeq, a predicted model, not a curated record
CCGCAAUCAUUCGGUUGUCUUCCUUGUUCAAUUAGCUCGCGUUCUCUCUCUCUCCCUCCAUUUUUCCAUUCUCUGCAAAACCGAUCACCAACAUCGCAGGCGACGCCGACUAUAAAUGCGCUGUUCGAAACCUAAUCUCCUCUGCAAUAACAUGACAAAUUCCAAGCAGCAGCUCAUUGACUCACUCACCUCCCACAUUUCUCUCUACAAUUCACACUCCUCACCCUCAUCCACUUCCUCGAACCCUAAUCCCAGAUCAUCCAUUCUAAAAUGGUUCUCAUCGCUCACGGUUCACCAGCGCCAGGCUUAUCUCACUACCGUCGACUCCAAUUUCACGCAGCUCCUCUUCCGGAUGCUCCGCAAGCUCAAAUCCAACGGCCAUGGCUUCUUCAUUAUCCUCCCCGAUAUUCCCGACGGCUCCGCAGGUAGCAGUCUUCCCAGCGUCUGUUUUCGGAAGUCACAGGGACUGUUAUCUCGAGUUGCGGAGAAGAAUGAGGCCGAGAGGUUGAUUCGAGAUUCUGUUCGGCUUUUUGGCUCGAAAGAAGGGGAGGGAAUCAUGGAUGCGUGUUCGUCUUCGUGUUCAGCUAAUUGUUUAGAUUCUUUAACUGUGAGCGAGGAUCUUGUGGGAAGCGUGGAUGCGUUUGUGGGGGCUAUGGAUGGCGUUUCAAACGGGGGGUUUUUGAGGGGGGAGGAAAGCUGUAUUGGCUCGGAAUGGGUGGAACUGGACUGGUUGAAGGCGAAAGGGUAUUAUAGUGUAGAGGCAUUUAUGGCAAAUAGGUUGGAGGUGACAUUAAGGUUGUCGUGGUUGAAUUGCACUAAUGGUAAGAAGAGAGGUGUUAAGUUGAAAGAUAAAGUGAAUUCUGCCGGUGUAGCUGCAAAUACAUUUUGGAGGAAGAAGGGGUGUGUAGACUGGUGGGAAAAGCUGGACGAAGCAACAAAAGAGAAGGUGUUUAAAACAGCUUUGGGGAAAGUGGCCAAAUCUCUGGCUGCAGAGAUUGUGAAAGGAAGAAAAGAUGUACUCGAUGAUAAUGUGUGGCACUGUGGCAAUGAAGUUGAUCUACUAUUUAGGUGCAACGCUACUACGUCAUAUCAUGAAAGCCCUGCCAAUUUCAGUGGGACUGGUGAAGGUUCUCUAUGGAACAAAAUCCCUACAUCGGUGUCUGGGAUGCCAUCAUCCUUGAUUUGUAUACUUAGAGGUUUAUCUGUUCUUCAGAAUAUUUCCACCGUGUUAUUUGAAUUUCAACAUACUUAUUAUGAAAGAGAGAGACUGCACUUUAGCUCCUUAGAAUCUAUUAGCUCCAUUUCUGAUUGUAUAUUAAGAAAGUUGCGAGUUGUACUUACGGUUAUCUCACUCGAGUGUACUAAAGUUGAAUUACUAGAUGAUGGAAAAUUAAAUUCCUCUUUAAAGAAAAACAAGGAGAAACUUGGCCCCGGAAACAAUAAGAAAAGCCGGAAGAACCGUAAAGUUAAAAAGCCAAAUCCUGUUCCAAAGCUCACUACGGAUGAUGUUGCAUUAAUGAAAUCUCCUCAGGAUGAUGGAUUAAUGAAAUCUCCUCAGGAUGAUGGAUUAAUGAAAUCUCCUCAGGAUGAUGGAUUUCAAUUAGCCCGUGGUGAAGAUGGACAUAUUUGCACAUCAAGUGGCUUGGAUAAUAAACUUGAACAGAUGGACUUUGAUAGAGACACUAUUCCUUCAACACUUCGCACGGUUGGAAAUGGAAAAGGGCAAAAUACUAAUUCUGUUCAAAGCGUCUCUAGGAAGAAGAGAGGAAGAAGUAAGCGUAAAAACCCUAGCUCCAAAAUUUCAGCAGAAGCUGGCAAUUGUGAGAUAAAUUGUGCCAGACCUUCCACUCUAUCUGAAGAUGGGCAUACAACAUCUGCUUGCAUAUCUGAAAAUUCAGUUGUUGAGAAUUUGUCAAAAGUUGUUGCUAAUGAGGUUCACAAUGUUGAACCAAUUUCAAGCUGUUCUGGGGCCGUGCAGAUGGACAGUACAGCACAACUCACCAAGGGAUGCCAUUCAACUGGUUGUGCAGAAGGCAGCAAGAAUCCUGCUUCGUUGCUCUGUCAGACCACGGAGAGUAUGGUAGAAAAUAAAAGUUCAGCUGUUGCAUUGGAAACCACAAAUCAAAAUAUUAAUUCUGGUGUAACUUCUGUGAUACCUGUGAUUGAAUUUGGUAACAAUCUUGUAACCCAUGAUAUGAGCAAUGGAAAUUGUAAUGGCGUAAAUAGAAAGAGCAGGAAACAUGGUGUAACAGGAAAGCAAACCAAAGUUGGUGGAAGUAUUGAUGUUUAUAAUAGUGGGCCUGCAAAUGCUUCAACUUACCUUUCUUAUGAAUGGCCCAGUGUAGCUCCUAUCCACUUCCCAUCCGGUAAUUCACAUCUCCCACCAGCCACCGAUAGACUGCAUCUGGAUGUUAGUCACAACUGGCAAAGUCAUUAUCACCAAUCUUAUGUACGUACUGUACAUCAUGUGAGAAAUUCCUCAAUUGAAUCAGGGCGUACUGGAAUUAUAUCUAGGCCUUUAGCAAUGAGUCUUGAUUGGCCCCCUAUAUUACGUGGUGUUAAUGGGGUUACUCCAUCUGUCACCUGCCAUUAUGAUACUGGAUUUAUCUCAAGGAGACCUUCUUCUUUUCAACAGGACUUGGCAACACAAGGCAUUCAUUGCAAUGCAAUGAGUGCUGAUGAUGAAAGGGUGUAUUCUGGUGAAUUCUUUGAUUUUUCUGAUCAUACAAAUACACAGGAAGUGUGUGAUGAACAUGAUAAUCACCAAAUGUCAGAAGAAGAGUUAGAGGUCCAUGGUCUUUCUGGAGUGGAUUAUAAUCAAUACUUUGGUGGUGGUGUUAUGUACUGGAAUCCUUCUGAUUAUCUGGGGACCAGCUUUUCACGUCCUCCCUCUCUUAGUUCAGAUGAUAGUUCAUGGGCUUGGCGAGAGGCAGAUAUGAGUAGGGCUGUUGAUGAUAUGGUUGCAUUCUCUUCCUCUUACAGUACAAAUGGCUUGACUUCACCUUCUGCUACUUCCUUUUGCUCUCCUUUUGAUCCUUUAGGUUCUGGAGCUCUCAGUUAUGUUAUACCAGGAAGUGAAGUUAAUAGUGGCAAGGUUCCCCAAUCCUCAUCGACACCAACAGAUCUAGUGGGAGAGGAGAAUGCUUCAGCUUCCUUGUCCAAUAUGUCUGUUGAUAGUGAGACAAAGGCUGGGGAUACACUCCCAUACCCCAUUCUAAGACCAAUUAUCAUCCCAAAUAUGUCUAGGGAAAGAUCAAGAUCUGAUUUUAGGCGUAGUCAUGAUCGUACAAGUCCUUGCAUUCCUCCCAGUAGGCAAGAGCAACCCCGGAUCAAGAGGCCACCGUCACCUGUGGUCCUUUGUGUUCCACGUGCCCCUCGAUUACCUCCUCCUUCUCCUGUUGGUGAUUCAAGAAGACACAGAGUUCCAACUGUUCGCUCUGGUAGCUCCAGUCCUAGGCAUUGGGGUAUGAAGGGCUGGCUUCAUGAUGGAAUUAACUUUGAAGAAGCUUGUAUACGCAUGGAUGGGAGUGAAGUUGUUUGGCCAUCAUCUUGGAGAAGUAAAAACUUUUCAGGUCAUCAGUUAACACAGCCUCUGACCGGAGCUUUACUGCAAGAUCACCUAAUUGCGUUAUCGCAGUUAACUCGUGAUCAGGAGCAUCCAGAUGUUUCAUUUCCUGUACAACCUCCUGAAAUGCCAAACUGCUCUGCUGAAAAGGCAUCUCUCAGUUUGAUCCACAAUCACCUUCAUGAUGAAAUUGAUGCAUUUUGUAAACAGGUUGCUGCUGAGAAUUUGAUCAGGAAACCUUACAUUAAUUGGGCCGUGAAGCGUGUUACACGGUCUCUACAAGUCUUAUGGCCCAGAUCUAGGACAAACAUCUUUGGUUCAAAUGCAACAGGUCUGUCACUUCCUUCAAGUGAUGUCGACCUAGUGGUCUGUCUUCCUCCAGUUAGAAAUUUGGAACCUAUUAAAGAAGCUGGUAUCUUGGAGGGGCGUAAUGGUAUCAAAGAAACAUGCCUUCAGCAUGCAGCAAGAUAUCUUGCUAAUCAGGAGUGGGUUAAAAAUGAUUCCCUCAAGAUUGUGGAGAAUACUGCUAUACCUAUUAUUAUGCUUGUGGUGGAAGUUCCUCAUGAUUUCAUUACCUCAUCUUCUUCACAUUCCCAAACACCAGAAGCCCAGACAAUCAGUGAAGGCAAUCCUUUUCAGGCUGAUGGUACAAGUUCUGAGAGCUCUACCUCACCAAAAUGGCCCAAGAUGAAUGACUCUGGCAAGGAUGUAAAAUCAGUCCGUCUUGACAUUAGUUUCAAAUCACCAUCACAUACAGGACUGCAGACCUCUGAGCUGGUUAAAGAGCUUACUGAACAAUUUCCUGCUGCAAAACCUCUUGCUUUGGUAUUAAAACAGUUUUUGGCAGAUCGAAGUCUGGACCAAUCGUAUUCUGGUGGUCUAAGUUCUUAUUGUCUGGUAUUACUGAUAACAAGGUUUUUGCAGCAUGAGCAUCAUCAUGGUCGCUCCACUAUCCAAAAUUAUGGAAGCCUGCUGAUGGAUUUUCUCUAUUUCUUUGGGAAUGUUUUUGAUCCUCGUCAAAUGCGUGUCUCGAUACAGGGUAGCGGCUUGUACAUAAAUAGGGAAAGGGGGUACAGCAUUGAUCCAAUUUAUAUAGAUGACCCACUUUUUCCCACCAAUAAUGUGGGUCGGAAUUGCUUUCGUAUACAUCAAUGCAUCAAGGCAUUUGCUGAUGCUUAUUCUACUUUGGAAAGUGAGAUUACAUUGCUUCCUAGCAAUGAUGACUCGAGUGCAAGAAUGCCUUCACUAAAGCUACUUCCUAAAGUUAUUCCAAGCAUUAUGCAGUUGGAGGCUUUCCAAUUAUCAGGAGAUUAACAAUAUACUUGAAAUGUUUGCUAAAUAGCUCGCCAUGUUUCUGAGGACGGCAUAUUGGAGUUGUGAGUGGUUGACCUCCUCCACCAAAUGACCCUUCUCCUAUUGCUUGCACAUGGCUGUAAUGUCUUCCCAGUGUUGUUGGAAGUAAUGAAGACUUGGAGAAGUUCUAGUCACUCUCAAGCAGUCAACUGUGCGAGUUGGUGGGGUACGCUUUGCUACAAUGCCCAGAUCACACGACAUCUUGGGCCAAACUGCUCACAUCUUGAAUUGCGGUAUCAAUAUCAGGCAGCAAGACUAGCUUCUGAUUACAUGUGGUGCCUGCACUUUCAUACUCAAGAACUGCCUUAUUUCGGAUGCUAUCCAUCCGGGUGCUGUUAUGAUGUUCUAUAUGGGAUGAAGAGGAUAUCAUCAGUUUACCCAAACCUUGACCGGGUCAGGUUGUAUCCUUAUUUCCUUUUACAUGGGAAUAUCCUAUACAGAACAGAAGUGAUAGAGUACGUUUUUCUUCAUGAUUGUACAUGAACAGGCAUGUUUAAGAAAGUGGAUGUAUCAGUUGUAACACUAUUAUUGUUCAGGCUAGAAGUUGAGCAAUUAGCAAGCAUAUACAUACACAUAUAAAGAGAAAUAAAUUUACAGUUUCAAUUGUA